GAACAAAAGAAGUGCAUAUAAACAGCAGGUUUGAAUUAUGAGCUUUUGAGAAUGGCAAGUCAACUCAUACUGCCUGUGCUGCUUUUGGGGUUGAUAAGUACCGUGACUCCUCAGACAGGAGGCCUCUACCAAAUUACUGGAACAACAAGCUCACGAUCAGAUGAUGGAAGCUCUCCUCGAAUCCUCCUCCAACGACCUUUUGCGUAUUUCGGCCGGCAGUAUAAUCACAUUUAUGUAAAUCACAAUGGACACUUGACCUUUAACUCGCCAUAUAGUAGUUACACACCUCGAAGGUUUCCAUUGCAUGGAUCCAGAGACAUAAUCGCUCCUUUCUGGACAGAUUUAGACAACAGAAGAAAUGGUCAGAUCUACUACAACCAAUACACCAGCGGCAGUAUCCUCCAACAAGCUACACGGGACAUCAAUAGGUACUUCCCGGGGCUGAACUUCAAUGCCAACUGGGUCUUUGUUGCGACAUGGUAUGAGGUGGCCUACUAUCCAAACACUGGAACACGAACAACAGUCCAAGCAGUCUUGAUUUCUGGUGGCCCUUACUCAUUUGUGCUGAUGAACUACGGGAUAAUAGCUUCAACAAGUCGCAAUGUACAGGCUGGAUAUGACACAAUUCACUCCGCUCACCAUCUCUCUAUCCCUGGAUCAUUCUCCAGCAGUGCAACAGGCACUAACUCAAAUUUCCGCCGGAGCAGCAAUGUCAACGUGCCUGGUCGCUGGGCUUACCGGUUAGACCAAGGAUCAAGAGGCUGCACUUUCAAUGGUGAACCCUUGCAGUUGGGCGACUCAUUCUGGAGUGACAGUACCUGUGCACAGAAGUGCACCUGCACCUCAACAGGUGUGCAGUGUCACAGCGAACCCUGCACCUUUUCCCAAGUCUGCCGACCAGCUGCCUUUCAGUUCUCCUGCCAGACAGUGCAGAGAGGCACCUGCAGAAUAAGUGGUGAUCCACAUUACUACACCUUCGAUAACAGAGUGUUUCACUUUCAGGGCACCUGCACCUAUGUUCUCUCAGAACAAUGUGGUCAUGGGUUGCCCUACUAUAGAGUAGAGGGCAAAAACGAGCAUAGGGGCAGCACUCAUGUUUCCUGGACACGACUGGUCAAAGUGUUUGUCUAUAAUGAAACCAUCGAGAUUGUCAAGGGACAUCGUGGUCAGGCCAAGGUUAAUGGAAACUUUGCAGCCACUCCCAUCUCCCUUAGCAAUGGCAAGGUCCAAAUUUAUGAGUCAGGUUUCUCUGUGGUCGUCAGUACUGUCUUUGGCUUGGAGGUGUCUUAUGACGUCAACCACCUUGUCAAAAUCAAUGUGCCCUACACUUACCAGAAUGCAACAUGUGGCCUGUGUGGAAACUUCAACAAUCAUCCUGGGGAUGACUUUCGAACCCGCCAAGGUGAGCUUGUGAGCUCUGAUGUGGUUUUUGCCAACAGUUGGCGAGCACCAGGAGAUGAUGAGCACGGUUGUGGGGUCCGAUGCGCAGGUCUGCAAUGUGCUGCCUGCAGCGAGGCUCAGACAGCUUUAUACAGCAACGAUGCCCACUGCGGUAUCCUCCAGAGCACUUCCGGACCUUUUGCUGGUUGCAAUCAACGAUUUCCCCCACAGGCCUUUGUGGAGAGUUGUGUGUUUGAUCUGUGUGUGGGAGGAGGGUACCAACCCAUUCUGUGCCAAGCACUAAGUGCUUAUGCAAGUCAGUGCCAACAGAACAAUAUACAGCUGCCAAGUUGGAGGAGAGAAGGCUUCUGUGAAAUCCCCUGCCCUGCCAACAGUCACUUUGAGUCCCAAGGCACAGGAUGUCCAGCUACCUGCGUCAACCCCAAUUCUACCCACAACUGUCCUCUCCCUGCCCAGGAGAGCUGCAUCUGCAAUUCAGGCUACAUUCUCAGUGGUGGGGUCUGUGUCCCUCAGUCUGAGUGUGGCUGCAACUUUGAGGGUCGCUACUACCGCUCUGGAGAAACUGUAAUACUAGACGAGGACUGUGGGAGGCGUUGUAGCUGCAGUUUUGGCUCCAUGACCUGCCGUUCCCAUGGUUGUGGCCCACUUGAGUCUUGCAGGGUGGAGGAGGGAGAAAGAGGAUGCAGUCCUAACAACUAUGGAACAUGCUGGAUAAGAGGCCCAGGGUCAUAUCAAACAUUUGAUGGACUGACAUACCAGUAUCCUGGAGCAUGUCGAUUGACCCUGGCCAAAGUAAUGGGACUGUCUAGUCACCCACAUUUUGUGGUGACAGCAGAAAAAGUGCCCAGAGGCCAACAGGGAUUUUCCAGGGUACUAAAGUUUGAGGCAGAGGGAACACAAAUCUCCAUUGAAAUGACAGAUAGCAACAAUGUUCAGGUUGACGGUCAGCAAAUCAGACUUCCAUUCAGCUCAGCGUCUAACCGAAUCCAAAUCUACCACAGCAGCGUUCACAGUAUCAUCCUUCGCACCUCCUUUGGUGUAACAGUGCAGACAGUCUGGCCUCACUUUGUGCGUAUCACUGCACCUGUUACCUACAGUGGUUCACUGGGUGGACUCUGUGGCAAUUACAAUGGUCACCCACAUGACGACUUCCGCACACCCAAUGGCAUUCUGGUCAACAGCUCUCAGGACUUUGGGGACAGUUGGCGAGAUGGCUCCCUCACUGCACACUGUGUGGAAAAUGUAAAUCAUAACCCUAGAACAAACUCUAGUGAGUACUGUGGCAUUAUUGGCUCACCGCACGGGCCAUUUGCCCAGUGUUGGGCCACAGUGGACCCACGUCAGCAUGUGGAUGCAUGUGUGGAGAUCACUGGAGCCUCAAGAGAUCCAGAAUCAACACUAUGUGAGGUCCUACGAGAUUAUGCACUAAUUUGUCAACAGAGCGGUGUAGCCCUUGGACACUGGAGGAAUUCAACUGGUUGUGAGCAAAACUGCCCUCCAAACAGCCAUUAUGAAGUCUGUGGAGCGUCUUGUCCCUCCACCUGCCCCAGCCUCUCUUUCCCUUUUGCCUGUAACACUGUGUGCCAGGAGGGUUGCCAGUGUAAUGACGGUUUUGUCCUCAAUGGCAACCAGUGCGUACUACCAACAGCAUGCGGAUGCUAUCACCAGGGACGCUAUCGGCAAGGUGGAGAACAGUUCUGGGAUGGUGAGGAGUGUCAGAGCUUGUGUACCUGUGAUGGCACUACUGGGGUAGUCCACUGUGUCCCCAACUCCUGUGGUCCCCAGGACUCCUGCCGUGUGGUGGACGGUGAGUUUGGCUGUCAUCCCAACCCUCAUGGCACCUGCUCUGCCUCUGGAGACCCUCACUACCUCACCUUUGACGGCAAGGCCUAUGACUUCCAAGGAACCUGUCGCUAUACUCUGGCGACCCUUUGUAAUGCCACUGAUGGACCCCACCAAUUUUCAGUGGAAGCAAAGAAUGAGCCGUGGAGAGGGCUGCCAGUUUCAAUCACAGCUGAAGUUUCUGUAAAUGUGUGGGGCUAUCAAGUGCAUAUGUCCAGGGAAAGCCAUGGUGUGGUACAGGUGAAUGGAGUAACCAGUAACUUACCUAUUCUCUUGAAUGGAAAUGUUUCCAUCUAUUCAAGUGGAUCUCGCACAUUUGUCAGUGCUGAUUUUGGCCUGACUGUAACAUACGAUGGAUCAAGUACAGUAUCUAUCACUGUACCUCCCAGUUACAGAGGAAAAACAUGUGGCCUUUGUGGAAACUUCAAUGGAAAUCCAAAUGAUGAGUUCCACACCCCAUCUGGAACAACGGUCACCACUCCAGAUGAGUUUGGGACAGCUUGGAAAGUGGAAGGCAACUACACCUGCAGUGAUGGGUGUGGGUCGUCUUGCCCACGAUGCACCAAUGACCUCCCUGCUAGAGCCCAAUGUGACGUGAUUCAGGCAGCUGACGGCCCCUUCAGCUUCUGCCAUGAGCACGUGGACCCAACACCAUACUUCAAUGACUGUGUGUUUGAUGUAUGUGUGUCAGGAAAUCGAGGCCAAGAUCUCCUGUGCAGGGCCAUUGAAGCAUACGUCAGUGCCUGUCAGUCUGCUAAUGUUCGAAUCUACCCUUGGAGACAGAACACCACCUGCACACUUGACUGUCCAGCAAACAGCCAUUAUGAGCUGUGUGGUACCGACUGUACCCACACCUGUGCCAGCAGCAUUGAUGCCACCUGUGAGCAGGGUUGCUCUGAGGGAUGUUUCUGCAAUGAAGGUUUUCUCAGGAGUGGAACAAGUUGCGUCCCUACAGAAAGCUGUGGAUGUCAAUAUGACGGCUUCUACUACAAUGCUGGUGAAUCCUUCUGGACAGAAGGUUGCUCCCAGCGAUGUGAGUGCUAUGCUCCCAAUGACCUGCGCUGUUCUGUUGAGUCUUGCACUCCUACACAAGAGUGCACCAUCCAAAAUGGCCAGCUGGGCUGUUACGAUGCAAUGUCUACUUGCACUGUGUGGGGAGACCCACACUACAUCACCUUUGACGGGGCGCUGGCUCAUUUCCAAGGCACAUGCUCUUACAUCAUUACCGAGAGUGUGAGCCACGGCACCAAUGAAACACAGUUUCGUGUAAUAGCAACCAAUAACCACCGUGGAAACAACCGUGUGUCUUUUGUGUCAGCAGUGGAUAUAUACCUCACAAAUCAUCUAGCAAGUGUGCAUGUCAGGAUUGGACCCAACAAAAGAGUGAAGGUAAAUGGAAGUGAGGUGUCUCUUCCCAUCACAGUAGGAACCUUUGCUCAAGCAGAAAGGCAGGGAAGCUACAUAGUUGUCAAUGCCAUUGACUUUAUAGUCCAGUUUGACGGCCGGAGUACUCUACUGGUCAGAGUGGGCCAACACUGUCAAAACAGAGUCAGAGGGAUGUGUGGAAACUUCAACAAUGAUCCUGCAGAUGACAAAGUCUUGCCCAAUGGUACACUGGCACAAAAUGACAACCACUUUGGACACAGCUGGAAGUCACCAACAAGCCAAAGAGGAUGUGGCUCCACGGAUGAAGACGGUGGUGAUGGAUUGAAUGACUGUCUCUUUAGGGAAGAAUACUCUGAGCUCUGUAGUGUCAUCACCAACAGCAGCGGCCCAUUCAGUGCCUGUCACCUGCACUCUGACCCCCAGCCAUUUUUCACCUCCUGUGUCUAUGAUCUCUGCCAGUACACUCCAGCCAAUGACAUGCUGUGUUCUGCAGUCUCAGCCUAUGAGAGAACCUGUGCUGUGUUGGGGUUGAACAUCCCAGAGUGGCGCUCUGCCUUGUUGUGUGCUGAAUCAGACCCCUGUGAACGGCUGGACUGCACGGAGUAUGAGUGGUGUGGUCAGAAGGACGGUGUGUAUGGCUGCUUCUGUGAUGAGCACCACCAUCGGCCCAACAAUGAAAGCUACGACUCAUCCAUCACUUGUGUCAGUAGUUCAGGAACCAUGUCUGUGUCGCGCUGCCAGCUGUUUGAAGCUGGCUUCCACUUCGAGGCCCUCCAUCUCCGAGAUGACUCCUGCAAUGGGACUCUCCAAGACGGACGACUGGUGUUCAACUUCAACAAUGAUGACCACCUGUGUGGGACACUUCUCAGGAGCAACGGAACCCAUUUCAUCUAUGAGAACACCAUCCAGGGCGACGUGGACCCUCAUGACAGCCUAAUCAGUCGCCAGAGGAGCAUUGAUCUGCCUUUCAGCUGUGAAUACCCUCUGACCCAGGCCCUCUCUAUGGCUGUGGGCAUCAACCCAGUAGAGAGCAUUGUGAGGAAGAAGCUUCCAUCUGGCCAUGGACAGUAUCAUAUGAGAAUGAUCCCCUAUGAGGAUCCUGGAUUCCGCUUCCCCCUGACCAGUAAUGGAAACAUAGAAAUGGAAAAUGACCAGAGAUUAUACGUCGAGGUGCGGACAGAGGGAGUCGAUGGAAGGCAGAUCUCCACCGUUCUGGACUCUUGUUGGGCCACGCCAGUCAACCUUGCCAGCUACCCUGUCCGCUGGGAUCUCAUCAGUACAGAGUGUCCUAAUCCAGCAGAUGGCACAGUAGAGCUGAUUCGUAACGGCGUCUCCACUGUGUCUCGAUUCUCCUUCAGGAUGUUCACCUUUACCAACUUUUCAUCCGUCUACCUGCAUUGCCAGGUCCACUUGUGUCUUCUGAGACACAACAACUGCACAGCUCACUGCUACCCAAAUUACCACAGGCAAUUUAAGAGGGACGUAUCCUACCAUGCCACUACAGACAUCUCACUAGGACCGCUAACCCUGGUGCACCACAGGGGAGUGAGAGAGGUGAAAUCGAGCAGUGCUUCGGGCCAGCUGACCUCACUGGUGACUCUGCUAAUCUGCUUGCUGACUGCCAAAACUCUGGAUUUGAGAAUGGCAAGUCAAAUCAUACUGCCUGUGCUGCUUUGGGGGUUGUUCAUUCCACAGGUGACUCCACGAGUGACAUCGGGGCCCUUCUACACAAUUACUGGAACAACAAGCUCUGGAUCAGAUGAUGGAAGUUCUCCUCGAAUCCCCCUGCAACGCCCUUUUGUGUACUUCGGCCAGUCCUAUAAUCAGAUUUAUGUAAAUCACAAUGGACACAUGACCUUUAAUGCAGCAUAUCGUAGUUACACACCUCGAAGGUUUCCAUUGCAUGGAUCCAGAGACAUUAUUGCUCCAUUUUGGACAGAUUUAGACAACAGAGGAAAUGGUCAGAUCUACUACAACCAAUACACCAGCGGCAGUAUCCUCCAGCAAGCUACACGGGACAUCAAUGGGUACUUCCCUGGGCUGAACUUCAAUGCCAGCUGGGUCUUUGUUGCGACAUGGUAUGAAGUGGCCUACUAUCCAACCACUGGAACACGAACAACGGUCCAAGCAGUCUUGAUCUCUGGUGGCCAGUACUCAUUUGUGCUGAUGAACUAUGGGAUAAUAGCCUCAACAGGUCGCAAUGUACAGGCUGGAUACGACACAAUUAACUCUAGCAACCAUUUCAUCAUCCCUGGAUCAUUCUCUAACAAUGCAACAGGCACUGACUCAAAUUUUCGCCUGAGCAGCAAUGUCAAUGUACGUGGUCGCUGGGCUUUCCGGAUAGACCAUGGAUCACGAGGCUGCAUGUUCAAUGGUCAAUCUGUGCAGCGUGGUGACUCAUUCUGGAGCGACAGUACCUGUGCACAGAAGUGCACCUGCACCUCAACAGGCCUGCAGUGUCACAGCCAACCCUGCACCUAUUCCCAUAUCUGCCGACCAGCUGCCUUUCAGUUCUCCUGCCAGACGGUGCAGAGAGGCACCUGCAGAAUAAGUGGUGACCCACAUUACUAUACCUUCGAUAAAAGACUGUUUCACUUCCAGGGCACCUGCACCUAUGUUCUCUCUGAGCAAUGUGGUCCUAGGUUGCCCUACUAUAGAGUAGAAAGCAAGAACGAGCACCGAGGCAGCACUCAUGUUUCCUGGACACGACUGGUCAAAGUGUUUGUCUAUAAUGAAACCAUUGAGCUUGUCAAGGGACAUCGUGGCGAGGCUAAGGUUAAUGGGGUCUUUGCAGCCACUCCCAUCUUCCUGAGGAAUGGCAAGGUCCAAAUUUAUGAGUCAGGUUUUUCUGUGAUCGUCAGUACUGACUUUGGCUUGGAGGUGUCUUAUGACACAAAUCAUUACGUCAGGGUCCGUGUGCCCUACACUUACCAGAAUGCAACAUGUGGCCUGUGUGGAAACUUCAACAAUCAUCCUGAGGAUGACUUUCGAACCCGUGAAGGCGAGCUUGUGAGUUCUGAUGUGGAUUUUGCCAACAGUUGGCAAGUAUCAGGAGAUGAUGAGCCCGGUUGUGAGCCGCAGUGUAGAGGUCUGGACUGUGCUGCCUGCAGCGAGGCUCAGACAGCUUUAUACAGCAACAAUGCCCACUGCGGUAUCCUCCAGAGCACUUCUGGACCUUUUGCUGGUUGCCAUCAACGACUUCCCCCACAAGCCUUUGUGGAGAGUUGUGUGUUUGAUCUGUGUGUAGGAGGAGGGUACCAACCCAUUCUGUGCCAAGCACUAAAUGUGUAUGCAAGUCAGUGUCAACAGAACGGUAUACAGCUGCCAAGUUGGAGGAGAGAAGGCUUCUGUGAAAUCCCCUGCCCUGCCAACAGUCACUUUGAGUCCCAAGGCACAGGAUGUCCAGCUACCUGCGUCAAUCCCAAUUCUACCCACAACUGUCCUCUCCCUGCCCAGGAGAGCUGCAUCUGCAAUUCAAGCUACAUCCUCAGUGCUGGAGUCUGUGUCCCUCAGUCUGAGUGUGGCUGCAACUUUGAGGGUAGAUACUACCGCUCUGGAGAAACUGUAAUACUAGACGAGGACUGUGGGAGGCGUUGUAGCUGCAGAUCUGGCUCCAUGACCUGCCGUUCCCAUGCUUGUGGCCCACUUGAGUCUUGCAGGGUGGAGGAGGGGGAAAGAGGAUGCAGACCUAACAACUAUGGAACAUGCUGGAUAAGAGGCCCAAGGUCAUAUCAAACAUUUGAUGGACUCAUAUACCAUUAUGCUGGAGCAUGUCGAUUGACCCUGGCCAAAGUAAUGGGACUGUCUAGUCACCCACAUUUUGUGGUGACAGCAGAAAAACUGCCCAGAGGCCAACAGGGUUUUACCAGGGUACUAAAGUUUGAGGCAGAGGGAACACAAAUCUCCAUUGAAAUGACAGAUAACAGCAAAGUUCAGGUUGAUGGUCAGCAGAUCAGACUUCCAUUCAGCUCAGCAUCUAACCGAAUCCAAAUCUACCACAGCAGUGUUCACAGUAUCAUCCUUCGCACCUCCUUUGGUGUAACAGUGCAGAUAGUCUGGCCUCACUUUGUGCGUAUCACUGCACCGAUUACCUACAAUGGUUCACUGGGUGGACUCUGUGGCAAUUACAAUGGUCACCCACAUGAUGACUUCCGCACACCCAAUGGCAUUUUGAUCCACAGCUCUCAGGACUUUGGGGACAGUUGGCGAGAUGGCCCCCUCGCUGCACACUGUGUGGAAAAUGUAAAUCAUAACCCGAGAGCAAACUCUAGUGAGUACUGUGGCAUUAUUGGCUCACCGCACGGGCCAUUUGCCCAGUGUUGGGCUACGGUGGAACCACGGCAGCAUGUGGAUGCAUGUGUGGAGAUUAUUAGGACCUCUAGAGAUCCAGCAUCAACACUAUGUGAGGUCCUACGAGAUUAUGCACUAAUCUGUCAACAGAGCGGUGUAGCCCUUGGACACUGGAGGAAUGCAACUGGUUGUGAGCAAAACUGCCCUCCAAACAGCCAUUAUGAAGUCUGUGGAACGUCUUGUCCCUCCACCUGCCCCAGUCUCUCUUUCCCUUUUGCUUGUAACACUGUGUGCCAGGAGGGUUGCCAGUGUGAUGCUGGAUUUGUCCUCAAUGGAAACCAGUGCGUACUGCCAACAGCGUGCGGAUGCUAUCACCAGGGACGCUAUCGGCGAGGGGGUGAACAGUUCUCGGAUGGUGAGGAGUGUCAGAGCUUGUGUACCUGCGAUGGCACUACUGGGGCAGUCCACUGUAUCCCCAACUCCUGUGGUCCCCAGGAGUCCUGCCGUGUGGUGGACGGUGAGCUUGGCUGCCAUCCCAACCCUCAUGGCACCUGCUCUGCCUCUGGAGACCCUCACUACCUCACCUUUGAUGGAAAGGCCUACGACUUCCAGGGAACCUGUCGCUAUACUCUGGCAACCCUUUGUAAUGCCACUGAUGGACUCCACCAAUUUUCAGUGGAAGCUAAGAAUGACCCUAGGAGAGGGCGGCGAGUUUCAAUCACGGCUGAAGUGUUUGUAAAUGUGUGGGGCUAUGAAGUGCAUAUGUCAAGGAACAGUCGCGGUGUGGUACAGGUGAAUGGAGUGACUAAAAACUUACCUAUUCACUUGAAUGGAAGUCGUGUCUCUAUUUAUGAAAGAGGGUCUCGCACAUUUGUCCGUGCUGAUUUUGGCCUGACUGUUACAUACGAUGGAUGGAGCAGAGUGUCCAUCUCUGUACCUCCCAGUUACAGAGGAAAAACAUGUGGCCUCUGUGGAAACUUCAAUGGAAAUCCAAAUGAUGAGUUCCACACCCCAUCUGGAACGACAGUCACCACUCCAGAUGAGUUUGGGACAGCUUGGAAAGUUGAAGGCGACUACACCUGCAGUGAUGGGUGUGGGUCCUCUUGCCCACAAUGCACCAAUGACCUCCCUGCUAGAGCCCAAUGUGACGUGAUUCAGGCAGCUGAUGGCCCCCUCAGCUUCUGCCAUGAGCACGUGGAGCCAGCGCCAUAUUUCAGCGACUGUGUGUUUGAUGUGUGUGUGACAGAAAACCAAGACCAAGAUCUGUGUAGGGCCAUUGAAGCAUACACCAGUGCCUGUCAGUCUGCUAAUGUUCGAAUCUACCCUUGGAGACAGAACACCACCUGCAGACUUGACUGUCCAGCCAACAGUCAUUAUGAGCUGUGUGGUACCGACUGUGGUCACACUUGUGCCAGCUCCAAUGAUGCCACCUGUGAGCAGGGUUGCUCAGAGGGAUGUUUCUGUGAUGAAGGUUUUCUCAGGAGUGGAACAACAUGUGUCCCUGAGGGAAGCUGUGGAUGUCAAUAUGAGGGCUUCUACUACAAUGCUGGUGAGUCCUUCUGGACUGAGGGUUGCUCCCAACAUUGUGAGUGCCAUGCUCCCAAUGACCUGCGCUGUUCUGCUGCAUCUUGCACUUCUUCACAAGAGUGCGCCAUCAGAAACGGCCAGCUGGGUUGUUUUGAUGAUAUGACCACCUGCACCGUGUGGGGAGACCCACACUACAUCACCUUUGAUCACAAGACCUACGACUUCCAAGGAACCUGCCGUUAUGUUUUGGCCACACUUUGUAACGACACUGCUGGGCUCCAUGGAUUCUCAGUGGAGGCUAAGAAUGAGCCCUGGAAAGGGCUGACAGUUUCAGUCACAGCUGAAGUUUUUGUCAAUGUGUGGGGCUAUCAAGUGCACAUGUCGAGGGGAAGCCACGGUGUGGUGCAAGUGAAUGGAGAAACUAAAAACCUGCCUGUUCUCUUGAAUGGAACUCGUAUUUCUAUCUAUGCAAGAGGAUCUCACACUUAUCUCAGUGCUGAUUUUGGCCUGACUGUGAAGUACGAUGGAUCCUUUAAAGUCUCCAUCUCUGUACCUUCAACUUACAGAGGGAAAACAUGUGGCCUCUGUGGAAACUUCAAUGGAAAUCCAAAUGAUGAGUUCCACACCCCAUCUGGAACGACGGUCACCACUCCUGAUGAGUUUGGGAAAGCUUGGAAAGUGGAAGGGGACUACACCUGCAGUGAUGGGUGUGGCUCCUCCUGUCCACGAUGCACCAAUGAGCUACCUGCUAGAGCCCAGUGUGAGGUGAUUCAGGCAGCUGACGGCCCCUUCAGCAUCUGCCAUAAGUAUGUGGACCCAGCGCCAUAUUUCAAGAGCUGUGUGUUUGAUGUGUGGGCUGGACCUGAUGCCCUGUGUGCGGACAUUGAAACAUACGUCAGUGACUGUCAGUCUGCAAAUGUUCAAAUCAGCCCUUGGAGACAGAACACCACCUGCAGUAAUCAUUAUGAGCUGUGUGGUACCGACUGUGGUCACACCUGUGCCAGCUCCAAUGAUGCCACCUGUGAGCAGGGUUGCUCAGAGGGAUGUUUCUGUGAUGAAGGUUUUCUCAGGAGUGGAACAACAUGUGUCCCUGAGGAAAGCUGUGGAUGUCAAUAUGAGGGCUUCUACUACAAUGCUGGUGAAUCCUUCUGGACAGAAGGUUGCUCCCGACAUUGUGAGUGCCAUGCUCCCAAUGACCUGCGCUGUUCUGCUGCGUCUUGCACUUCUUCACAAGAGUGCACCAUCAGAAAUGGCCAGCUGGGCUGUUUUGAUGAUAUGACCACCUGCACCGUGUGGGGAGACCCGCACUACAUCACCUUUGAUCACAAGACCUUCGACUUCCAAGGAACCUGCCGUUAUGUUUUGGCCACACUUUGUAACGACACUGCUGGGCUCCAUGGAUUCUCAGUGGAGGCUAAGAACGAGCCCUGGAAAGGGCUGACAGUUUCAGUCACAGCUGAAGUUUUUGUCAAUGUGUGGGGCUAUCAAGUGCACAUGUGGAGGGGAAGCCACGGUGUGGUGCAAGUGAAUGGAGAGACUAAAAACCUGCCUGUUCUCUUGAAUGGAACUCGUAUUUCUAUCUAUGCAAGAGGAUCUCACACUUAUCUCAGUGCUGAUUUUGGCCUGACUGUGAAGUACGAUGGAUCCUUUAAAGUCUCCAUCUCUGUACCUUCAACUUACAGAGGAAAAACAUGUGGCCUCUGUGGAAACUUCAAUGGAAAUCCAAAUGAUGAGUUCCACACCCCAUCUGGAACGACGGUCACCACUCCAGAUGAAUUUGGGAAAGCUUGGAAAGUGGAAGGGGACUACUCCUGCAGUGAUGGGUGUGGCUCCUCCUGUCCACGAUGCACCAAUGAGCUACCUGCUAGAGCCCAGUGUGAGGUGAUUGAGGCAGCUGACGGCCCCUUCAGCAUCUGCCAUAAUCAUUAUGAGCUGUGUGGUACCGACUGUGGUCACACCUGUGCCAGCUCCAAUGAUGCCACCUGUGAGCAGGGUUGCUCAGAGGGAUGUUUCUGUGAUGAAGGUUUUCUCAGGAGUGGAACAACAUGUGUCCCUGAGGAAAGCUGUGGCUGUCAAUAUGAGGGCUUCUACUACAAUGCUGGUGAGUCCUUCUGGACAGAAGGUUGCUCCCGACAUUGUGAGUGCCAUGCUCCCAAUGACCUGCGCUGUUCUGCUGCAUCUUGCACUUCUUCACAAAAGUGCACCAUCAGAAACGGCCAGCUGGGCUGUUUUGAUGAUAUGACCACCUGCACCGUGUGGGGAGACCCGCACUACAUCACCUUUGAUCACAAGACCUUCGACUUCCAAGGAACCUGCCGUUAUGUUUUGGCCACACUUUGUAACAACACUGCUGGGCUCCAUGGAUUCUCAGUGGAGGCUAAGAACGAGCCCUGGAAAGGGCUGACAGUUUCAGUCACAGCUGAAGUUUUUGUCAAUGUGUGGGGCUAUCAAGUGCACAUGUCGAGGGGAAGCCACGGUGUGGUGCAAGUGAAUGGAGAAACUAAAAACCUGCCUGUUCUCUUGAAUGGAACUCGUAUUUCUAUCUAUGCAAGAGGAUCUCACACUUAUCUCAGUGCUGAUUUUGGCCUGACUGUGAAGUCGAUGGAUCCUUUAAAGUCUCCAUCUCUAGGAAAAACAUGUGGCCUCUGCGGAAACUUCAAUGGAAAUCCAAAUGAUGAGUUCCACACCCCAUCUGGAACGACGGUCACCACUCCAGAUGAAUUUGGGAAAGCUUGGAAAGUGGAAGGGGACUACACCUGCAGUGAUGGGUGUGGCUCCUCCUGUCCACAAUGCACCAAUGAGCUACCUGCUAGAGCCCAGUGUGAGGUGAUUCAGGCAGCUGACGGCCCCUUCAGCAUCUGCCAUAAGUAUGUGGACCCAGCGCCAUAUUUCAAGAGCUGUGUGUUUGAUGUGUGUGUGGCUGGACCUGAUGCCCUGUGUGCGGACAUUGAAACAUACGUCAGUGACUGUCAGUCUGCAAAUGUUCAAAUCAGCCCUUGGAGACAGAACACCACCUGCAUCAUUAUGAGCUGUGUGGUACCGACUGUGGUCACACCUGUGCCAGCUCCAAUGAUGCCACCUGUGAGCAGGGUUGCUCUGAGGGAUGUUUCUGUGAUGAAGGUUUUCUCAGGAGUGGAACAACAUGUGUCCCUGAGGAAAGCUGUGGCUGUCAAUAUGAGGGCUUCUACUACAAUGCUGGUGAGUCCUUCUGGACAGAAGGUUGCUCCCAACGAUGUAAAUGCCAUGCUCCCAAUGACCUGCGCUGUUCUGCUGCAUCUUGCACUUCUUCACAAAGUGCACCAUCAGAAACGGCCAGCUGGGCUGUUUUGA
This is a messenger RNA of Epinephelus fuscoguttatus (brown-marbled grouper), 13776 nucleotides long. RefSeq names its product IgGFc-binding protein-like. Gene Ontology annotation, molecular function: protein binding. The record is from RefSeq and is a predicted model, not a curated record. Gene Ontology annotation, biological process: cell-matrix adhesion. NCBI's taxonomy places the organism in Eukaryota, Metazoa, Chordata, Actinopteri, Perciformes, Serranidae.